UCCCCCGCCAUGCCGGGUGUCCCAACAGGUCGGGCCUGUGACGCAUGCCGCAAGCAGAAGAAAAAGUGCGAUGAAAAACAACCUGCAUGUGGACGAUGUCUUCGUCUGAAAGUGAGCUGUGUGGGGUCUGGUCAGCAACGAUUCAAGUUUAAACAACAACAAUUUUCCCCCAAAUCAAAUCAAAGCGGUCAGAUGAUUCUCGCUCCGAGAUCGAGAUCGAGAUCAACGGAAGAAGAAAAAUAUUCUGUUGAAUUACCCCGGACAUAUCCCUGCAAUAGUAUGACAUUGUUGAUGAAUUCGUUUGUCGGCGCCAUAAAACGAUCCACGGACCUCCGAUACAAUAUGUGGUGGUCUUUCGGUCUCUUUCUGGAAGAUAUACCCCGACGACUCGGCAGUAACGAAGCACUCGACCGUGCAGUUGACGCGGUUACCACUGCCCACGCAGGCUUCUGCACCCGCCAACCAGUUUCGACUGAAGCACUAGCGAAGUAUUCAUGUGCGCUAAAGACCCUACGAGUUUAUUUAGAUAACCCGCUCCAAGCAAGUGCUUCCAGUACACUAUGUGCCGUGAUGAUACUUUUAGUCUGCCAAACAUUUAUCGGAAAUAAUGGGCAAAUGAUGUCAGGACACGCGCAGGGGGCUGCCAGCAUUCUACACGCACGAAGGAACUUUGGACCACGCGAUGAUUUUGAGCGUAAAUUGUUCCUCUCUUUAAGGGGAAGUCUGUUAUUCGAGGGUUUAUACAACGAUGCUAUCGAUUUGAGCUCCGAGGAGUGGGAUGCCUUAGCCAAGAGUGACUUUGAUCAAGACCAACCCGAUGGUCAGAUUCUGCGAUGUCUAGCGCGAGCCCCGGUCAUAAUGAAACGGGGCAAACAAGCUAUACGCGACGGCGAAGAUUUAACACUCUUGGCGAUGGAAGUCAGACCAAUAUACGAAAAGUGCAAAUUGCUCCUGGGCGAAUUGAAAGCACGAACAGUCGCCUUUGAAACAUCGGAGCUGGAUACUAUGCCACAAGCGUUCAUGGCCCGGAUAUUGCGAGCACAUUAUCUCCGCACCCAUGGAAUUGGUCUUGGGAUCACAACAUUCUUCAAUUGUAUCCUUCAGGCACUGGAUCCCGGUGACUAUACCUGCAGGGUUGAAUCGAGAUCUCUUGUUGGAGAUAUUCUAGUACAUGCCCAAAAGUCCAAUGUGUACAGACCAGUUGGAGCAGGAUACGUGAUAAUGUGUCUGUCAGCAGCAUGGGCCGCUACUUCAGACCCCCAACUGCGGUCUAUGGUAGAAGUCGCAUUGAUUGACUACCACGGUGAUUUUUUGAACCAUACUUGUGUGAAUAUACCCCGAGAGCUGGAACGGGCGAGCGAGAACUUAUGGCUCGGAAGGACUGCUCAUGUCAAUGUAAUUUUUAGCCCCUGA
Messenger RNA from Penicillium crustosum, 1413 nucleotides. Its product is annotated as Zn(II)2Cys6 transcription factor domain-containing protein. Gene Ontology annotation, biological process: regulation of DNA-templated transcription. The transcript has 3 exons. Lineage: Eukaryota; Fungi; Ascomycota; Eurotiomycetes; Eurotiales; Aspergillaceae. Bases 10 to 1413 code for a protein of 467 amino acids. The record is from RefSeq and is a predicted model, not a curated record. Gene Ontology annotation, molecular function: DNA-binding transcription factor activity, RNA polymerase II-specific; zinc ion binding.